AUGACCCUGCUGCGGGAAGAUCUCCAGGGCGCCGACCCCCGCCUGGUAGCCGGGCGCCUGGAGCUAGUCUCUGGCUGGCUUCACUCAGACGUUUCCAUUCGGGCAGCGACCUCCGAGAAGGACAAGCAAGUCGCUGCUCAGGCUUCGGCCGCUCGCGAGGUGGCGCUGAAAGAUGUCGAGGCCGCCCAGGAUCGCUGCCGGGUGCUGGAGGCCGAACUGAAGACUCGGUGCAGUGAGCGUGCGGAAGAAGCUCGAGGCCGCAAGGCGGAGGAGGAGAAGAUGAAGGCUCGGGAGGACGCCAUGAAGGGUCGUGAUGCCGAGUUGGAGCAGUUGGCGAAGGCGCAGGCCACGGAGCACAGCCGGCCGGAGAAGCUGGAGCAGAAGGUGGAAGCGGAGAAGGCCAAACUUGACGCCAAGGAGAAGGUCCUGGCCGAGGACCGCGCAGCCUUCGAGCUCCUCGAGGAGAGGUCUCGCAAGGCGCUGUGGUCGCUCUAUGAGAAGGGCUUGGAGGAACCGCUGGCUACCGCCAACGAGGCGACCUCCGAGAAGGACAAGCAAGUCGCUGCUCAGGCUUCGGCCGCUCGCGAGGUGGCGCUGAAAGAUGUCGAGGCCGCCCAGGAUCGCUGCCGGGUGCUGGAGGCCGAACUGAAGACUCGGUGCAGUGAGCGUGCGGAAGAAGCUCGAGGCCGCAAGGCGGAGGAGGAGAAGAUGAAGGCUCGGGAGGACGCCAUGAAGGGUCGUGAUGCCGAGUUGGAGCAGUUGGCGAAGGCGCAGGCCACGGAGCACAGCCGGCCGGAGAAGCUGGAGCAGAAGGUGGAAGCGGAGAAGGCCAAACUUGACGCCAAGGAGAAGGUCCUGGCCGAGGACCGCGCAGCCUUCGAGCUCCUCGAGGAGAGGUCUCGCAAGGCGCUGUGGUCGCUCUAUGAGAAGGGCUUGGAGGAACCGCUGGCUACCGCCAACGAGGGCCCCGACGGGGCGCAGGUCGCGGCCGCCAUGCCCACCUUCGGCGAGCGCGGACUAGUGCCGCCGGCGCCCCCUGGUGUCCCGACGGCGACGGCGCCGGUGGUCGUGUCUUCUGGCGAUUCUCGCAGGGAGGGGGAAGAGGAGGAGGACGAGGAGCGCGACUCGGAGGGGACCCCCGAAGGGAUGGGGGACACCUCUCCCUUGCACAAGGCCGACAUCCUCCGCACCUUGCGUGAUGAUGAUGACGAGGCUGAUGUCCCCCCGGAGGGAGAGGAGCCGCUCGUGGCUGGGGGCUCCUCGAGGUCCAAAGCCAACCCUCAGAGGAGGCCACCGGCUGAGCCUGGAGCUGCCUCCGGCCCAUCUGCUGCCCCUUCUUCCGCUCCUGGAACCCGCGUGCCUGCGCCUCAGGCUGCGAGGCUCUCAGGCUUCAAGCCUAAGAAGUGGAGGGACUACGCGGCGGUGCACCAGCCGAACCCCGCGGCAAAGAAGAGGAAGGAGGACGAGGUGGUACUGCUUGAGACCAGAUCGCAUCCUUUGACCGCAACCCUCUCCAUGGAUAAGGGCAAUGACGGCGCUCGUGCUUCUCCAGCCUGA
Messenger RNA from Aegilops tauschii subsp. strangulata, 1557 nucleotides. The record is from RefSeq and is a predicted model, not a curated record. NCBI's taxonomy places the organism in Eukaryota, Viridiplantae, Streptophyta, Magnoliopsida, Poales, Poaceae.